Nymphaea colorata (pocket water lily) is the source of this 1237-nucleotide messenger RNA. RefSeq names its product probable WRKY transcription factor 57. Gene Ontology annotation, molecular function: DNA-binding transcription factor activity; sequence-specific DNA binding. The record is from RefSeq and is a predicted model, not a curated record. The transcript has 3 exons. Bases 48 to 806 code for a protein of 252 amino acids. Lineage: Eukaryota; Viridiplantae; Streptophyta; Magnoliopsida; Nymphaeales; Nymphaeaceae. Gene Ontology annotation, biological process: regulation of DNA-templated transcription.
UCAUAUUUCAAUAAGAGAGAGAGAGAGAGAGAAGAGAGAGAAAGAGAAUGUUUCAGAAUCAAGAAGGGUGCUACGAGGAUCCUUCUACCACCGGAGAUGGGUAUCACCAGUUCGUGAGGGUGGAAAAUGGAGGGCAUCUUCUCGGCGGCUACCACCACCACGCCGCUGCUUCUUCUGCGGUGAUGGCGGCAGACUAUGUCGGCGUUGGAGGAGGAGGCGAGGCUUUUCCGGCGCAGGCGGGCGGCUGGCGGGGACCUUGCAGCGGCAUGGAGAAGUUUGCGGGAAUGGUAGGGGAGGAAGGAGGGGGUGCAGGGUGCAAUCCCCUUCUCGUGGCUGCCAAGGAGAUGGGAUCGGCUAGAUUUGCCUUUCUUCAGAAACACUCCACUGAUUUUCCUUGGUCGUGGGGAGAAGAAGGGGGUGAUCCUCACCAUGUCGCCAACAAACGAACUGCACCUGCGGCUCACGACCACCAUCGUUUGGCAGCUGCACCCAUGAAGAUGAAGAAGGUGAAGGCCAGGAGGAAGGUGAGGGAGCCAAGAUUCUGCUUCAAGACCAUGAGCGACAUUGAUGUCUUAGAUGAUGGCUACAAGUGGAGGAAGUACGGCCAAAAGGUUGUCAAGAACACCCAACACCCCAGGAGUUAUUACCGUUGCACUCAAGACAAUUGCCGUGUGAAGAAGCGUGUGGAAAGGCUGGCUGAGGACCCGAGGAUGGUGAUCACAACUUAUGAGGGGAGGCAUUGCCAUUCACCAUCCCAUGACAUGGAGAAUUCGCCAUCAUCAUCUCACAUGAGUUUCUUUGGAUAACAUGCUUAAUUUGACUCUAUUUGAUCAAAAAUAGGUCCAGAUCAGAACCAAAAUCCCUUUAUUAUUGUGUUUCUACUACCUUUUAUCAUUUUCAGAAUACAAACGUACGUUCGUCAUAUGAGAAAUAUUGGCGUCACAUGAAACGUAACCAAGUUCUUGAACUCUAGGUCUUAACAGAAUACUUGUGAAUGAGUUCAUGAGCUUGGUCAUGUUUCACAUGAUCCCAAACGUAGCUUCAUUUGUUAUAAAGUACCCAUACUUGAUUUUCCAUUCUUUUUCUACUGUACCUUUCUACUUACAUGAUCUUGAGUGAUGGUAGAGAUCUAGUUCAUGAACUCUGUCGCUUAAUUCAUGUUCCCCAUGUUCCCCUUAGUGUUAAGUUAGAUUUGUAAGAAAAUAUCGUGACACUGUGUGGUUAAUAUAUUGCUGCA